AUGUCUGGUGUAUUUUUGCAGAUGGGAAGAGAUAAAGAGAAGAGAGGAUUAGCAGCUGGCUCUGAACUGAUUCUGGUUGACAAGAGGGCUCUAUGGACAGUCUUUAUGAACCAGUCCAAGAUCCACAUGAUACUCAGGACUAUACAGCAAGCAGUAGACCAACAAGCCCUGCUGUACAAACUGAGGGGAUACUACAAAAUCAGGGGGCAGAGAAGUCCAUCUCAUUGGGCUCCAAUACCAAGGUCGACGCCUCACAAUGAAUCUUUUGAAAGUAUAGACUGCAAUAAUCUCUUCCGACAGACUUCAAGGAAAAAGGAAAGCAGUAUAAAUAAUGCAAAGAAUCAUUUUCAGGAAGAAAUUGUUGAAGACUACUUUCUGGCUGACUUUUUAAAUGGAGGAGACAGGGUACAGCUUCUUAAAGAAAAGAAGGCAAAAGAAGUUCAUACUCAGCUAAUGAAUUAUGAACCUUGGAUUCCAACCUGGGAAUGCACUGAAAGCAGGCAAAAUACACAUGAAAUGAUUAUGGAAGCCGCAGAAGAUGAAAUUGAAUUAAAAGGAACCCUAAAAAGACUGCAAAAACUUGUUCGUGUAAGAAAAAUCAACCAGAACAAUCAAGAAGAUGGAAAAAAUAUAUUAAUUUCUAGUACUAAUAGUCAUAUGCAAGACAACUUCAUGGUGGAGGACAGUCCAGUGAUUUCGUGCAUUAAGUUACCAAAAAGCCAAGACAAGAAGCAAGUCAAGGAGCCAUUAAAACAAAAUCAGAAUACGGACCUAACUUUAGAUUUUGCCUGGAAUUCCUUGGAUAGACCAUAUCGUCCCAAAUGGAACUACCAAGUAGACUGCAGUCCUCCUUGGGGCAAUGGUUAUCACACGUGUAGAAGAGCCAUUCCUGAGUAUCGAGUUUAUGGUCAUGAUUUCACUCUCCCAAGGUCAAAAGACUGGGACAAAUAUGAAUACUGUGCACAUGACAAGUUUCCAACACGGUUUACACGCUCAGCAACUGACAUGGACCUCUAUGAUUCAAAGGAGAAGCUUUCUUAA
Molecule: messenger RNA, 1041 nt
Organism: Polypterus senegalus (gray bichir)
Lineage: Eukaryota; Metazoa; Chordata; Cladistia; Polypteriformes; Polypteridae
Exons: 9
Coding region: 1-1041 (346 amino acids)
Source: RefSeq, a predicted model, not a curated record